Molecule: messenger RNA, 2808 nt
Organism: Blastomyces gilchristii SLH14081
Lineage: Eukaryota; Fungi; Ascomycota; Eurotiomycetes; Onygenales; Ajellomycetaceae
Product: pheromone alpha factor receptor
Exons: 3
Coding region: 1246-2313 (355 amino acids)
Biological process (GO): G protein-coupled receptor signaling pathway
Cellular component (GO): membrane; G protein-coupled receptor homodimeric complex
Molecular function (GO): pheromone binding; mating-type factor pheromone receptor activity
Source: RefSeq, a predicted model, not a curated record
CCUUGCUCUCGAUUCUCCUUCUACAACAAUGCAGUCAUACCGCAUUGCAUAUUUAGUUGCUGCAGUGUAUCCUCAGUGUUCAGCCCGAUAAAUGCUUCUCCCAGUCAGGCUGAGAAAAGAUCCUCUCCUCCUUGUUCUGCAUUCCAUAUUUACCUGGGUAUAACAGCUUGAUUAACCCUAUUGAAUUGAUGCUGUGAUACCCCCAAGACAUCCCAACAGCUCACACACACACACACACACACACACACACACAGUUGCAUUCUUCUACAUUCUGGAAAUAUGAGAAGAACAAAGAAAUGAAUGAGAAUGAACCAUGAACCACAGCUCUAUACACCUUCUUUCUUUUUGCAAUGCAAAUGGACACAGUAGCCUUGACUGGCUUGGCCGGGGUCGUAUCCAAUACUGCAUCAUAAUGCCUUGAGAUGACAAGCAUAAUAAGGCUGCUGACCAUGGUAAAAGACAGUGCUCUGCUUUCUGCUUCCAUCACUUCUACUCGGACAAGGGCUAUAUGCUAUAUGCAAUCUGUCAGUCGCAUAUCAAACUGUGGUCACAUUGCUCAGGGUCCGAGUUGCGGUGUGUAUGCAGAGAUAUGUGUGUGUGUGUGUGUGUUCAGGACAUGAGCAUGAGCGAUUGACGAUGAUAUGCUUUGCUUUCUCACGAUCCUCUUGGACAUGCUCAUGCUGUGCCUACGAUGCAAUUCCCUAGGAUCGCACAGUUGCUGCUGGAGCCAGCCAAGUUGUAUCCGCAAAUCUCGGUCUGUCAAAAUGUUUCUCUGAACUGUUCACCAGAGCCCAAGCGGAUCUUGGGGGGGGGACAGGCCGUUGCAUUGCUUCUUCCCUUAAUCUCCCUCCCUUAUAUCUUAUAUUUAUGUACUACUUUUAAUCUCGAGAUUUAAAAUGCUUUAUACAAAUUAGAGUUGCUCUCAUUCCGCCGUUUGUAUGUCUGAGCUGGAUUGGAGUGAUAGAUUUCGUGCGGUCACUUCUUCAUACUUCCCGUCCCGUCCAUCCUAUUGUUCUUCGCCCGCAAUCAUUGAUAGCGUUGAUAUUGUCCUGCGAGCUUCACAUCCGCCCUACAUCCCACGAUUCUUCUUCUGGUCUCUUAUUUGGCGAUUGAUUGAUCCAUCUCCAACGGCUUCAGGGUGGAGCCUCCAGAUCAUCAGCUCCCUCGGUUCUCGGCUUCAUAGAUUCAUUCCCCAUCCGUUAACUCCUACGCGUUGCUCAAGAGUGAUAUCAGCGUAUCUCGGUAAUGGCGUCUUCAUUCGAUCCGUUCGACCAGAACGUGGUCUUCCACCAGGCCGACAUGACCCCUUUCAACGUAUCGAUCCAUGACCUGGAUGAUUUCGUUCAGUACGGAACCAGAGUCUGCAUCAACUACGCCUCUCAGCUCGGGGCGUCUGUCAUUGCGAUCAUCAUGUUGGCUCUCCUGACACAGUCGGAGAAACGUCGGUUGCCUGUCUUCUCCCUCAACAUAUCUGCACUGAUUAUGAACUUCGCCCGCCUGCUCUGCAUGACCAUCUACUUCACUACGGGAUUCAACAACCCCUAUGCCUUCUUCAGCGGGGAUUAUUCUCGAGUCCCUGGCAGUGCCUACGCGGAUUCCAUCUUGGGAAUCGUCUUCACUACUAUUCUGGUGAUUUGCAUGGAAACGUCCCUGGUCAUCCAAACUCAAGUCGUGUGCGCGACCCUUCCGGAAAUUCAACGAUACCUGCUCCUGGGUGUGUCCCUCGUUAUCGCACUGCUGGCUAUUGGAUUCCGAAUGGGCUUGAUGGUUGAGAAUUGCAUUGCCAUUAUGAAUGCCUCGAAUUUUGCCCCUUUUAUCUGGCUCCAGAGUGCCUCGAACAUCACCAUUACCAUGAGCACAUGUUUCUUCAGCGCUAUCUUUGUCGCCAAAUUGGGGUAUGCCCUCGUUACUCGCAGGCGACUGGGCAUGACAAGAUUCGGAGCGAUGCAGGUGAUGUUCAUCAUGUCCUGUCAAACGAUGGUGAUUCCAGCCAUUUUCUCAAUCAUCCAAUAUCCGUUUCCAGGCUACGAAAUGAACUCCAACCUUCUCACGCUCGUGGCCGUUUUCCUCCCCCUUUCAUCGCUGUGGGCUGCAGCAGCGACGAAAAGCAGUUUCGAAACUCUAAAUUCCGGCCCGCAUCAGUACCUCUGGUCAAGCGAACGUAGCAAUAGCACCAGCUCCGCGACCAGGCACCCCGGCAGCUUUUCUCAGAACCAGGCGACACUUCGAUCCGGAGGCUCUGUUGCCACGACUCUCUCACCCGACCAACUUGACCGCUUAUAUACCGAUCUUGAUGUCAGCGUUAAAGCUUGAAUGGAGCGGCUCCUGUAUAUCGGAAUACAUCCAUUCUCUCACUUUGUUUAUAUUUUAUCCGCGCACACACGUAAUGUAUGUAUGUACAUGGGUUCGCUUGACUAUUGUGCUUUUUCAUAGCUGAUUGCUAUAUCGAGGGAAAGCAAGGUUUUGUUCUCAGUGGCUCAUCAUUUAGUAGUAUCCAUGCUUUGUCCAAACUCUCCUUUUUCUACUUAUUAUUGCGUGCUUCUGAUUGGAGGAUAAAUUACUCCUCGCCGUUGUUGUUUGAUAUCCCCCUCUUUAGGUAUUGUGCAUUUAUGGAGUUAUUACUGUGUGUCUUUUUUCCAUUUAUCUAGCCACGAGUAGUAUGCAUUCUUCAACUGUCUACAGCCUACUAGUCUGCAACAAAAAUAAAAUCUUGAUAGUUGAGAACAAUAUCAAAAGUAUUCACCGUGCAUCCAGCAUUGUUCCAAGUUUCCCUUUAUUAUUUAAUCAAGGUUGUUUGUUAGUUCUUGC